Messenger RNA from Tilletiopsis washingtonensis, 1226 nucleotides. RefSeq lists its product as hypothetical. Gene Ontology annotation, biological process: phospholipid transport. Gene Ontology annotation, cellular component: mitochondrial intermembrane space. Bases 147 to 1226 code for a protein of 359 amino acids. The transcript has 5 exons. The record is from RefSeq and is a predicted model, not a curated record. Lineage: Eukaryota; Fungi; Basidiomycota; Exobasidiomycetes; Entylomatales. Gene Ontology annotation, molecular function: phosphatidic acid transfer activity.
GCCUUUUCCUCCACCGGCACCCGCCUUCUCCAGCAUCCGCCUUCUCGACGCCGUGCCCCUCGCUUCUUCCACCUCGGCUCGCACGGCACGCCCGAGUGCGCUGCGCUGCCGCGCUCUGCCCGCCCGCGCCGCUCCCCGAGCGCAGCAUGGUGCAGACGCACGCCUCGCACACGCGCUAUCCUGCGCCGUACGCCACGCUCAUUCCCGCGUACUUCCAGCGCUACCCCAACCCGCUGGCCACACAUGUGCUGAGCGUCGACGUGCUGGAGCGCCGCCUCGUCUGGCGCCCGUGCGCCGCGGCCGCAGAGGUGGCCUCUGCGGCGGCGUCGUCGUCGUCGUCGUCGUCGCAGCUCGUGCUGUGCACCACGCGUCUCAUCCUCAAGCGUGGCACGCUGCCCGCCUGGGCGCCGCGCGGCAUCGUCAAGAACAGCGAGAGCUGGGUGCUGGAGCAGAGCGAGGUCGAGCUCGACGCGCCGGCGGGCAGCGGCGGCGACGACGGGCAGCGCGACGCACAGGGGCGGCGGAUGAGAGUGUGGACGCGCAAUCUGGACCAUACGCACAAGCUCGCAGUGACAGAGGGCCUUGAGCUGGCAGAGGGUAGUGCGAGAGGCGCGACGAGCUCUGCCUCUGCCAGCAACAGCGAGAGCGCACAUGCGCAUCUCACGCCGCCCGACGCCACGGCGGCCCUCUCGCGCGGCCACAUUACCAGCAACAUCAGCGUGCUGGGGCGGCGCAUUGAGAAGUUUGGCCUCAAGCGCUUCAUUGCGCAUGCAGACACGUCGCGCGAAGGCAUACUGCUCGUGCACGCCGCGCUGCUCUCCCAUCAGCCGGGCACGCUCUCCUCGACGCCGGCUCAAAAGCCGCGCCGGCAACGCCUUGCUGCCGCGCUGCGUCCGCCGUUCCUUGACGGCGACGUUCCGGGGCCGAUCAUGCGCGCACGCGCCAGACUCGAGCAGCUGCGUGCCUGGUGGCGCGAUCUGGGCCGGGCGGGCGCCGUGGGUCUGCGAGCUGGCGAGGAGGGCGAAAAGGCCAGGCCGGGCGAGUGGCUGCGGGCACGCGCCUCGACGCCGCGCGUCUCGUAUGGCAAGAGGAGCAUCAGGAGCGAGGCAAAGAGGAACAGCGAGGCGCUGACGGAGACAGGCGCCGUGGGCGACGUCGACGAGGCGUACGCGGCGAUCAGCGGCGCCGAGAUGCCAAAGAUGCGCUGCGCAGAUGCGAGCCGAUAG